Messenger RNA from Physella acuta, 2475 nucleotides. Its product is annotated as polycomb group RING finger protein 3. Lineage: Eukaryota; Metazoa; Mollusca; Gastropoda; Physidae. The record is from RefSeq and is a predicted model, not a curated record.
CUUCCGUAAUAAUGGCUUCCGUCGCAAAAAUUUAUUUUCUUUGUUGAUAAGUGAAAACAUUGAUUUUCUUAUUUAGUUGAGAAGUAGAGCCUACUAGGUCUGCAACUGAUCAAAGAUGAUGGAACGAAAAGUGCGUCUGAAAACUGUCAAUCCUUUUAUAACAUGUUACAUAUGUAAAGGCUACUUGGUCGACUCUACCACCAUAACAGAAUGUCUACAUACUUUUUGUAAAAGUUGUAUUGUGAAAUAUUUGGAGGAAAAAAAUACGUGUCCUAAAUGCCAUCUAGAGAUCCAUCAAAGUUAUCCUCUUAAUUAUAUUAGUUUUGACAGAACAAUGCAAGAUAUAGUGUACAAGCUGGUUCCUAAUUUACAAGAGAAAGAAUACCAACGUAUGCAAGAGUUUUACAAAAAAAGGGGGUUGUCUGUGCCAUCAAAUACAGUUAAUGAUGAAAAUAGCAAUGAGUGCAAUAAAAAUCAAGAACAAGCUAGCGAUGAGGACCAUCAUCGCAGUGAUGAACAGGUCAACAUUUGUUUAGAAUGUAGAGCCUCAAAUCUCAAGCAUCUCAAGCGCAGAUACCUGCGCAUAUCAUCUCAAGCUACCAUUACCCAUCUGAAGAAGUUUGUGGCACUAAAGCUCUACAAUAACAUAAACAGAUUCAAAGAAGUUGAUAUCUUGUGCAAUGAAGAAAUUUUAGGAAAGGACCAUACCUUAAAGUUUGUUGCAGUAACUCGGUGGAGGUCAAAGGAUGCUCCAUUGCUUCUUCAUUACAGACAGCGGGUAGCAGAUUUAUGACCAAAUAUUUUAACUAGCAACAGAAUCUUCUCGUCGUGUGGUUAAAUAGUGUGGUGUUACAAAGUGGCACACUGGAUUGUUGUUCAGAUCCAUUCAUUGUGAUGAAAGAGAAAACUAUUUCAAUUGUUUUAUUUAUUUGUACACUACACAGUAGAGAUCAUUUAUGGUGAUUAAUUCCAUGCAAAUUAUGUGCCAAACAGAUUUGUUGUAAGGUGUUUUAGUCACUUUGGUUUAUAAAUCCAUUUUGCUGUGUUUUUUUUUUUUAAAUAUUUCCCUAUGCAACUAGUUUUCCAUAUCAGUUUCCAACAGAUUGUAACUGUUAAAAAUACAAUGCUAAUGAAAUUUAGUUGUCUAUGUGGGAUUUAAUUGUGAAGGAAAUAAUUGUUUUAAAUAUAUUUUAAAAAGAUGUGUAGGAAAGUAGUACAGAAACCUCCAAAAAAAGGGGGUGGCGGGAAUGCAAAAAGUUAAGUCAACCUUUUUAAAAUUGCUGACACAUGUUAAUAUAUAGCAUUUUUAAGACUAAAUUAAGUUUGAAGCUAUACAUAAUUUUUCACAUUUAAUUAUUUCAUUUCUCUUUGAUAAUGAAGUUCAUUUCUUUUUUUUAUUUUAAAGUUUGUUAGAACAAUAAUAUGUGUAUAGGGAUCAAGAUAAAUGUGGUUACUGUUUAAAUUGUAUUUAAGUUAUAAUUUUUAUGCAUUUCUAACUUGAUAGCAGAGUAUUAAAUAACUGGUUUCCUUCCUAAUUUAAGCUGCAGUUCCAUUUAGUGCAUAACUACAUUCUUCAUAAUUUGCCAUCAUGAUACAUCCUAAUGAUUUAAACUGCUUUUAACUGUGUAAAAGAAAAUUUGCAAAAUAUAGAUUUCUGUUGAUUCGCCUUCAUUUGCAAUGGGAUUAUUGAAUCUAAUCUGAUUCGUAAACAUACUUGAAUAAUUUGCAGGUUAAAAAGAUUAUUUCUUAGAACCAGGAGCUUUUGUCUUAAGUGUAUUGAGUUUGAAAAAAAUGUUAUACUAACAUAAUAAGAUUUAAAGACAAAGUGAAAUUUGCAGUAACCCUUUUUUCAUUUUAUUUUUAAUUAAGCAUCAGUUGGGAAUUUGUAAAAUAUGUACACAAAAAAAAAUCUUUUAAAGUACGAGAACAGAUUGUUUAAAUGUUGGAGAAAGUAAGCCCAAUCCAAUAGUACUAGGAAAUAUAUUAGAGUGCAUCAAGAUUGUGAAAGCUAAAAUGUGAAAGAAAAGAAUGUGUAAUGCCAAUGUAAAAAGGAUAAGAAAGUGAAAUGUUAAAGUGAGAGGGAAAGAAUGUUUAAUUUUAAUGUGAGGAAGAAAAGCUUGUGUAAUUGCUAUAAGUGAGAAGAAAUGAUUGUUUAAAGUGAGAAGAGAAAGAUAUGAGUGUGAAAUAGUUUGAAUAUUAAAACAGUUAUGUAAUAAAAAAAACAUGUACAUUACUAUUUAAAUGUUAAAAAUAAAAAAUUCUUCUAAAUAUUGCGUGAAGUUUUUUAUUUUAAGUUUUCUUAGGUUAUUGAAAAUAUGCUAAGAAAAAUUUGGAAAGAUUGAAGUUGGACCACACUUGUAUGUACAGGAUGAUAUAACAGGGCACUUGUAUUACCUCUUUCACCAUUUCUAACUUUUUGAUGUGAUAACUGUCAUUUAUUGAUAAUUUAAAUUUUUGCAACUGAUAAGUCAAAAA